AUGCUAUCAGGGAGAGACACCCAGCUGCUCAUGAGAGACAAGAAUCGUCCAAACCAAUCAGACGGAGACAUUGAGUGUAGGUCGCCACCAAGCAAAGCUAUGCUAGACCUAGGUCUCCAUGUGUCUGCGCAUGACUGGAGACGUCCCAAGAAGCCAGGCAGCCUCCUGAACUCCUAUAAAUACGCUCCUCCAGCCCCAAGUCCAAACCAUUCCAUUCCCAAAGCUAGAGAGCACCUGAAAAGUGAUUAG
Microthlaspi erraticum is the source of this 249-nucleotide messenger RNA. NCBI's taxonomy places the organism in Eukaryota, Viridiplantae, Streptophyta, Magnoliopsida, Brassicales, Brassicaceae. The record is from the annotation of a GenBank genome assembly.